Trifolium pratense (red clover) is the source of this 675-nucleotide messenger RNA. RefSeq lists its product as uncharacterized. The record is from RefSeq and is a predicted model, not a curated record. Lineage: Eukaryota; Viridiplantae; Streptophyta; Magnoliopsida; Fabales; Fabaceae. The transcript is spliced from 2 exons. The coding region runs from base 43 to 480 and encodes 145 amino acids.
UAAUAGGAGAGUGAUCAGAGAAUUAGAAAGAAUUGAAGUAACAUGGCUUACUCAAGGUCAUUUAUGUUUCUUGGUGUUAUUCUUUUUGUUAUUCUCUCAACUCAAGUUUUAGAUGCAAAUCAUGUACCCGAGCCUUCUAAUACUAAGCCAAUGGCCAGCGUGCAAAGCCGUUUGAUGGUUCCGGAAUCUGAUUUGAUGGCUAUCAAUGAGCUGACUAAGAAGGCGGAUGUCCUGCUCAAGAAGGUGAAGAAGCUCAAUGAGGAGUUCUUAGAUUUAAAGGAAAGGCUGAAGUCCUCUGUUGAAACCUCGAUAAAUGUCGAGGAGAAGACUGCUGAUCCUGCUGGGGAAUACAAGAAUUCUAGUCGAGCUGCAUUGAUCGCAAAGAUUUUCGAGUCUGAAUCCCUACUGUUGGAAACCGCUAAGUCCAGCUUCGACAUGCUAGAUGCUAGUACUGAACCCCAGCGUGGAGUUGGUAACUGAGGGCUUGGACGAGUUCAAGGAAGUUCGCGACGAGCAUAUCGUCUCUCCUCCUCCUGAAGAUUAAAGUUGUUGUAAUUUAAUGUUUUUUUAUGUGUCGGCAUUAUGCUCGCCUUGAAGGCACCUUAUGAUGUACCUCUUCACAAAGUGUAGUCCUCAAGUCUGCUUUAUGUUAUUGUACUUUGAUUUUUCUUUUUA